Molecule: messenger RNA, 955 nt
Organism: Corylus avellana
Lineage: Eukaryota; Viridiplantae; Streptophyta; Magnoliopsida; Fagales; Betulaceae
Source: RefSeq, a predicted model, not a curated record
AGAUUAAAUUUUGCAUCAGGAUGUGAAGGGUCCUCAAACUGUUGCUUUUAAUUUGCCAAAUGAUGAGCGUAUAGUAAAAGACCGAGGAACAUCAAUGGUCAUUCUUAAGAAUGUUUCAGAGGCCAAGUUCAAGCAUAUUCUUCAGCCUAUAGCUGAUGUUUGUAUUACAAAGGAACAACAAGAACUUGUAGAUUUUGAAUCCUUCUUCACUCACACAAUUUGCCAUGAGUGCUGCCAUGGGAUCGGGCCCCAUACCAUAACACUUCCAAAUGGUCAAAAGUCUACAGUCAGAUUGGAACUGCAAGAACUCCACUCAGCUUUGGAAGAAGCAAAAGCUGAUAUAGUUGGCCUUUGGGCACUCCGGUUCCUAAUCAGCCAGGAUUUGCUUCCCAAGAGUUUGUUAAAGUCCAUGUAUGUUUCCUUCCUUGCUGGAUGCUUCCGGUCAGUACGUUUUGGCAUACAUGAAGCUCAUGGGAAAGGACAAGCACUGCAGUUCAACUGGUUAUAUGACAAAGGGGCCUUCAUUUUGCACCCUGAUGAAAAGUUUUCUGUUGACUUUUCUAAGGUUGAAGGUGCCGUUGAAAGUCUGAGUAGGGAGAUCCUCACUAUACAGGCAAAAGGUGACAAAGAAGCUGCAAAUGUGCUUCUUCAGAAAUAUAGUAAAAUGACCCAACCAUUAAAGCUUUCUUUGCAGAAAUUAGAGGACAUUCAGGUUCCUGUGGACAUAGCUCCCAUAUUUCCUAUUGCCAACAAAAUAUUGGAGUGAAGACACUGGACUUUCAACUGUGAUCCUUUCCAUCUAUCAAAGAACAGUUGGUUUAAUAAUCAUACAAUUUAUUUUUAUUUUGGAAGAGGCAUAAGAAUUAGUAUAAUAUAUGAUGACAAUUAGUCAUCAGAUGGCUUAAAUGUUCCUUAUGUGAUUAAAUCUUUAAUAUAUUAAGUUUCAGCUACUCUA